Messenger RNA from Saprolegnia parasitica CBS 223.65, 684 nucleotides. RefSeq lists its product as hypothetical. Lineage: Eukaryota; Oomycota; Saprolegniomycetes; Saprolegniales; Saprolegniaceae. Gene Ontology annotation, molecular function: hydrolase activity, acting on ester bonds. The transcript is spliced from 4 exons. The coding region runs from base 1 to 684 and encodes 227 amino acids. The record is from RefSeq and is a predicted model, not a curated record.
AUGAGCAGCGACGACAGCAAGAGCGCUCCUGUGGCGGCGCCGGCCAUGGACGCCAAGGCCAUGAAGGUCGCCAAGCGCGCCAAGAAGCUCCAGAAAGCGUCGACGCCUAUCGCGCCUGUGAGAAAGCUUCCGGCGUGGCUUACUCCCGACAUCGACCUGUUUGACUUUGAUUGCGCCGCGCUCAUUGCCGAGGCCAAGGAGGCCCGCGUCAAGCAGAUGCUCGUGCCCGGUGCGACGCUCGCGGAGAGCCAGCAGUGCUUGGACCUCGCACGGCUGUACCCAACGCCGUUUGUGGCGGCACUGACGGAGCGCGCCGCCAAGCUGCCGCCGGCCGUCGUGCACUGCUUUACGGGCACGGCCGCGGAAGCUGCGACGUACGUCAGCAUGGGCCUCUACAUUGGCGUCACGGGCUUCAUUUGCAAGUCCCACGGCGCGACCCUCCAGUCGCUUCUCCGCGACGGCGUCGUGCCGCUGGACCGGCUCGUGGUCGAGACGGAUGCGCCGUACAUGGGCUUUCCGCACUGCCGGAAGCUCGCAGCCGCGCACCCCAAGAAGCAGUAUCCGAACGUCGCGACUGCGCUGCCCAGCGUCGUCGAGGCGCUCGCCGAGUGCUUGGGCCUCCCGGCCAAGGACGUUGCGGCGGCCACGACCUACAACGCGCGCAAGUUUCUUCGCUUGCUCUAG